AUGCCGGUCGGAACGUCGGUCGGUACUUACUUCUCGCGACGACAUGUGUGUCUGCCUGCCGCCCAGAGCGACCAUAUUCCUCUUCCACCACGCUGCAUCCUUACUUUCCCCCACGCCAUGACGAACGGGUCGCGUACUGUCUUGUACCAGCGCGCCAUGUGCGAGCGCAAACUACUCCGCCGUGACGUUACAACGUACCGUUCCAAACCUGAGGCCGCCCCAUGGGCCUGGUUCGUCUGA
Molecule: messenger RNA, 240 nt
Organism: Pyrenophora tritici-repentis Pt-1C-BFP
Lineage: Eukaryota; Fungi; Ascomycota; Dothideomycetes; Pleosporales; Pleosporaceae
Source: RefSeq, a predicted model, not a curated record